Messenger RNA from Halteromyces radiatus, 834 nucleotides. Its product is annotated as nucleophile aminohydrolase. NCBI's taxonomy places the organism in Eukaryota, Fungi, Mucoromycota, Mucoromycetes, Mucorales, Cunninghamellaceae. The coding region runs from base 229 to 834 and encodes 201 amino acids. Gene Ontology annotation, cellular component: proteasome core complex; proteasome core complex, beta-subunit complex. The record is from RefSeq and is a predicted model, not a curated record. Gene Ontology annotation, biological process: proteasome-mediated ubiquitin-dependent protein catabolic process. The transcript is spliced from 4 exons.
GUUCUUUUCUUUCUUUAUAUUCUUUACUUUUUUCCACAUACACACAAAUAACAUAUUCAAUAUGGUAAAGAAUAUAUUAUUUUGAAAUACACAUAUAUAUUAUCUAUAUAUAUAUAGCUUUAUUCUUCUAAAGGAACUAGUUUUUGUCGUCUUUUUUUUUUAUAAUGGAUGAUACUUACUGAUCUUUUUUUUCUUCUUCUUCUUUCUAUUACUUACACCUAGUCGAUUAUGCAAUAUAAUGGUGGCUCUGUAGUAGCUAUGGUUGGCAAGAACUGUGUAGCCAUUGCUGCUGAUAAACGAUUGGGUCAACAAUUUAUGACUGUAUCUACUGAUUUCCAAAAGAUCUUUCAAGCUUCAGAAAAAAGCUUUAUUGGUUUACCAGGUUUAGCUACCGAUGUCUUGACCUUAGCGGAACGAUUUCGAUUCAAAGUAAACAUGUACAAGAUGCGUGAAGAACGGGAUAUUGAACCAAAGACAUUGGCACAUAUGGUAUCAUCAACGUUAUACGAACGAAGAUUUGGACCUUAUUUUGUGGAACCAGUGGUUGCAGGAUUAGGGAAAGACAAUCAACCUUUUAUUUGUUCCAUGGACUUGAUUGGAUGUAUCAAUUUUGCAAAAGACUUUGUAGUAAGUGGCACUGCUGGACCUAAUCUUUAUGGUAUGUGUGAAUCCUUGUGGGAGCCUGAUCUUGAACCUGAAGAUUUGUUUGAAACCAUCUCGCAAGCCUUACUCAAUGCUCAAGAUAGAGAUGCUCUUUCUGGAUGGGGUGCUGUUGUCCAUAUCAUUACUCCUGACAAGAUCGUGACAAAAACCUUGAAAGCUCGCCAAGAUUAA